AUGAGGCUUUUGAGUAUCUCGGAGGGCUACAAGAAAGAGGAUUUCAGGUUGGUUGUUAUGUUUAUGCUGCUGGUGUGGCAGGAUAGGAAUUUACUUUUGAAGGGAGGUCAUUUGAGUGACAUUGAAGCGAUUAUUGAUAACGGCACAAGAUGGGUGGAGGAAUACGAUCAGGCCCGAGUUUGUACUAUUUUUGAUUCUACUGGUAGGGUCGUGAAGGAUAAUUGGGCUUGGAAGGGUAGAAAAGGGAAUGAAAAUGGUUGUUAUCUUCAAUGUGAUGCAGCGGUACGAGAUUCUGAAAUUGGUUUGGGAGGGUGGAUAAAAGAUUCAGAAGGUUUUGUAGUUGCGGUUUUUGCAUCCCAUAUGUCGGGUUCUUUCUCUCCAACUUUGGCCGAGGCUUUGUCUAUUUUUGGGUUACGGUUCGCUUCUACAAUGGGAUUGAAGAUCAAACAAGUCACAACGGAUUGUCUUGAAGUAGUGCAAGGUCUGAUUACGAACGACUCAUAUCAUCCUUUUGAAGGUAACUUUUCGAACAUCCUGGCACUCUUGGACUCAUUAGAAUGUGGAUUUUGUCGACAUACCAAUCGACUUCAUAAUGUGAUUGCUCACGACAUUGGUAAGUGGGCGGUGGGAUCAAAAACUACGCUCAUGUGGUCAGAUUGUAUUCCAAUAUUUUUUUCUCCUCUGUUUUGUAAGAACUUGAUGGUGUAA
Molecule: messenger RNA, 708 nt
Organism: Striga asiatica
Lineage: Eukaryota; Viridiplantae; Streptophyta; Magnoliopsida; Lamiales; Orobanchaceae
Source: the annotation of a GenBank genome assembly